This is a messenger RNA of Myzus persicae (green peach aphid), 1490 nucleotides long. RefSeq names its product facilitated trehalose transporter Tret1-like. Lineage: Eukaryota; Metazoa; Arthropoda; Insecta; Hemiptera; Aphididae. The coding region runs from base 1 to 1428 and encodes 475 amino acids. Gene Ontology annotation, cellular component: membrane. Gene Ontology annotation, molecular function: transmembrane transporter activity. The transcript has 6 exons. The record is from RefSeq and is a predicted model, not a curated record. Gene Ontology annotation, biological process: transmembrane transport.
AUGUCUGAUAAAAAUGAAAAUAUCAUGGAGAGUACUCCCAGAACCUACGGGCCAAAGGCGACGGUGGCACAAAUUUUCGCUACUAUAGCGCAGAGCUUUCUACUAAUUGGAUUGGGCAUGGAAAUAGGAAUGCCCACAAUUGUUAUUCAACAUUUAUAUCAAAAUCCAGACAGUGAAUUCUCUUUAACAUUAACUGAAAUUUCAUGGUAUGGGAGUAUAUUGUUCAUAUUUCAUCCGACUGGAAGUUUUCUAUCGGGAUUCCUGCAAGAAAGGUAUGGAAGGAAAAGGUGCAUGAUUUUCGCCAACGUCCCCAGUAUUUUCGGAUGGAUAUUGCUGUACUACACUCACUCCGCGGUUUCACUUUACGCGUCCACCGUGCUGAUGGGCUUGAGCAUAGGAUUUAGCGAAGCCCCGAUACUGUCGUACGUCGGCGAAAUAACCGAACCGAGACUCAGGGGGUCGAUGGCUUCGUUGGCGUGCACCUCGUCUAUGCUUGGAAUAUUGUUGACUUAUUUUUUGGGAUAUUUAUUCGAAUGGAGGACCGUCGCAUUGCUGAGUGCACUUUGCCCGAUCACGUGUAUAUGCCUAGUGAUUUUGAUUCCAGAGUCUCCAGUAUGGCUGGUUGCCAAAGGGAAAAACGAAAAAGCCGAAAAAGCCUUACGUUGGUUAAGGGGAUGGGUGGAACCCGAAAUUGUCAAAGCCGAACACCUUGAACUCAUUCGAUACAACGAAGUAUCUGGAACUCAUCGGGGAACCGCCGAUGUUAAUCGUAACAAUUUACUAUUGAAAUUAGCCCAAUUCAAGAAUCCGUCGGUAUACAGACCCUUCAGACUUAUAAUGUUUUAUUUCCUGAUUUCCGAUAUCGUUAGCAGUGUUCCCUGGAGGGCAUUUACCAGUAAAAUCAUGACAGAAGUUGGUAUAUUGAAUAAUCAAAGUUUGCUAUUGGUGGUUUUUGCUGUACUUCAAAUUAUUGGAUCUUUGAUAGUAGUCUUGACCGUUCAUCAUCUAGGGAAAAGAUUUUUGACUAAUUUGACAUUUUUUAUCAACACUAUGUUGCUGUGUUUAUUUGGCGCAUACAUCGUUGCCAUGAAGAAUAACUACAUCAACUCAACUACUUGGAUUCCCAUAUCAAUAUUAUGUGGCAUUAACUUUUUCGGAGCUUCAGUCAUUAUUUUGCCAUGGAUGUUGCUUAGCGAAGUUUUUCCAAACAAGAGCCGAGGAAUCGCAACUGGCUCAUCUGCAGGAUUAGCUUAUUUAUUAAUAUUCAUAUUAACAAAAUCAUACAUAGCAUUGGAGCUUCUAUUGACCUUGGAAUACACUAUGGUUCUCUUUGGUUGUUUGGGCAUUUUGGGAUCAUUCUAUUUGUACUUUCAUUUACCAGAAACGGAAAAUAAAACACUAUUAGAAAUCGAAGAAUUUUUCACAUAGAAUAUAUACAAGCUAUUUAUUUAUUAUAACUAAACAUGUGUUAAUAAAAUAUGUAUAUAUUA